Molecule: messenger RNA, 1896 nt
Organism: Carassius carassius (crucian carp)
Lineage: Eukaryota; Metazoa; Chordata; Actinopteri; Cypriniformes; Cyprinidae
Gene: gdpd4a
Product: glycerophosphodiester phosphodiesterase domain containing 4a
Exons: 16
Coding region: 1-1896 (631 amino acids)
Biological process (GO): lipid metabolic process
Cellular component (GO): membrane
Molecular function (GO): glycerophosphodiester phosphodiesterase activity
Source: RefSeq, a predicted model, not a curated record
AUGCUUCCCGCCACAGCUACAUAUCCUGAUGGGAUACUUUCACUCAAGGACAGUCGUUGCCAUGACAACAGCCUCUCAGGGCGGGGCUUAAGUGCAGAGAGCCUGUCCAGACUGAAGCUGGGGAAGAUAAAGGUGGUUCGGCGACAGCUGCUGCAGCGCUAUGAGCACCAGCCGUUUGUCUCGUGUCUGGCCGGUCUGUACGGCUGCCAGUGGAGACGCUACCAGCGCGCCAAAGCCCAGCCGGGGGAAUGCUGCUGCAGUCGGUUGGAGUGCGCUAGUUUCGUUCUGCUCAUCGUAACGUUUUUCCUGACCCUGAUAUUCCUGUACUUCUGGAGUGAGGCGCAGAAUGACUACAACGACUUCGACUGGUUUAACUUCGGGAAGCUGGGCUUCUGGUUCCCGUGGUCUGUGGUGUUGUUGUUGCUCGCUGUGGCUCUCUUCACGUACAUCGCCCUCCUGCUGGUCCUGGCCGUGUGCCUUCUCUCUGAAGGACAGAGGCUUUACCUUCACUGGAGCCACAAGACUGGUAUCCUGGUGACUCUCAGCUUCUCGCUCAGUGCCACAGCUGUGCUCUCAGACUUAUGGAGCAAAGAAUGGACCACACUUCUGCUUUCUUUUCAGGUCACAGCACCGUUUCUCCACGUGGGCGGAGUUUCUCUAAUGACAUUCCUGUCCUGGCCAAUAGCCUUGCACUUCUUUCGCAUGAACAAGAGAGUGAGGCAGGUGGCUCUCCUCAGCUUGUUUCUGGCGGUUCUCUUCGCUCUGUAUCUGGUGCCGCUGGGCAUGUAUUCUCCCUGCAUCACAGAGAAGGGCACCCUGGGAUCGGCUCCCACCCUCAUCGGCCACAGAGGAGCCCCCAUGCUUGCACCAGAAAACACCCUGAUGUCGUUUGAGAAGGCUGUAGAAGCAGGAGGAGAAGGACUGGAGACAGACGUCACAAUCAGUUAUGAUGGCGUCCCGUUCCUGAUGCACGACAGCACCCUGAAGAGGACGACUAAUGUUCACCAAGUGUUUCCCAACCGGACGGAUGCUCAGGCAGCUAUGUUCUCCUGGCCAGAGCUGGAGAUGCUCAGCGCCGGAUCCUGGUUUCUUCAGAGGGAUCCUUUCGGCACGGUCUCGUCUCUUGAUGCAGACGAGAGGGUUCGGGUCCAGAACCAGAUGGUCCCCAGUCUGAAGGACUUCUUAAAUCUGGCAGCUGAGCACGAGAGGCUGGUGAUCUUUGACCUGAGACGUCCCCCUCGAGGACAUCCAUACAGAGACUCGUGGGUCACGCGCACACUGGAGGUCAUUCACAACGAGUCCUUCAUUAACUCCAGUCAGGUGUUGUGGCUUCCGGCCGAUCAGAGGAGUCUGGUGCAGGAGCUGGACCCGGAGCUGCAGCAGACGUCUGGAGAUCACGCCUCCAUCGAGGAGCUGCAGGAGGAGCAUAUCGUCCGACUCAACCUGCACUACAGCUACUUGUCCCGGGAGCAGAUCAGAAAGUAUGCCUCCGUGAACAUCAGCACUAACCUGUAUGUGAUCAACCAGCCGUGGUUGUAUUCUCUGGCGUGGUGCGCUGGGGUUCAUUCUGUCACGACCAACGCUCUGCACAUCCUCAUGACGCUGCAGCGACCCCUGUUCCUCAUGACUCCUGAUGAAUACAGACUGAUGUGGAUCCUGACUGACAUCAUAUCUGCUUUCCUCAUCGCUGCUAUUUUCAUCUUCCUCUGGUGGCGUGAGCGAGGUUUGCCGUUCUGGGCGGGCAGCAGACAGGUGAAUGAGAACGGGCCGUACAGCAAGUUCAGGACGGAGCUGAGCGACGUCUGGUCCAUCUCCAGCAUCAGCGUCCUCAGAGAGGCUCAGACCUCCGCCCUCACUCCCAGCCUGCCCUCCAUCAGCGAGGAGCCGCCCGUCUGA